Amphimedon queenslandica is the source of this 1634-nucleotide messenger RNA. Its product is annotated as ADP-ribosylation factor GTPase-activating protein 1-like. Bases 115 to 1503 code for a protein of 462 amino acids. The transcript is spliced from 10 exons. The record is from RefSeq and is a predicted model, not a curated record. Gene Ontology annotation, molecular function: GTPase activator activity. Lineage: Eukaryota; Metazoa; Porifera; Demospongiae; Haplosclerida; Niphatidae. Gene Ontology annotation, cellular component: Golgi membrane. Gene Ontology annotation, biological process: regulation of endocytosis; regulation of ARF protein signal transduction.
ACUAGUUAGAGGUGUGGCUGUCAAAGGAGGCGGUCUCUAGGUUUCUCUUUGUCUUUUAUUUUCAGAUUCUCCCCUCUCUGUCUCCCUCACUGUAUAUAUAAACGUAUAAAGAGAAUGGCUAGUCCUGAAACAAAGCGAGCACUACAAGCUUUGAGAGGAAAACAAGACAACAAUGCCUGUUUUGAGUGUGGUGCUGUCAAUCCUCAGUGGGUGUCUGUCAGUUAUGGUAUUUUUAUUUGUCUUGAGUGUUCCGGGAAGCAUCGGAGCUUAGGGACUCAUGUUAGUUUUGUCCGAUCGACUACAAUGGACAAAUGGAAAGACUCUGAACUUGAGAAAAUGAAGGUGGGUGGGAACAAAAAGGCGAGACAGUUUUUUGAUAGUCAUGGAGAGGUUCAGAGAGGAAUGAGUCUCAGUGACAAAUACAACACAAGAACAGCUGCACUCUACAGAGAUAAGAUCUUGUGCUUAUCCGAGGGUGGAGAAUGGAGUGAAGAGAAAUCGGCUGCAAGACAUCAAAAGAAGAAGUCAUCAAGGAAACAGAAGCAAGCAGAGCCAGACCCAGUCCCUAGCAGUCGCCUUGAGUCAAUUGAUCUUGAAGGUGAUCAGGAUUUAGAGGAUUUCCUAAACGACACUGAUAGUUCGCAAAAGGUAGGAAGAAAGCAAAGGAGCAGUGAGAGGAGAAGAGAGGAAGACCCGGCCUCACUCUCUAGCUAUCAAACUGGCAAUGGCAGUGAGGAAAGUACCACUGCUAGUAAAUAUGUUGGAUUUGGUAAUCCUAACUAUGAGAGGAGGACUGAAGAAGAACAAGGAUCAGAUUUUUGGAAUACAUUACAAUCAGGCUGGAGUUCAUUUAGUUCUGGUGCUUCUAGUUUAGCAUCACAAACCGGACAAGGUCUCUCAAAGUUUGGCUCUACUGUCAAUCAGAAUGUCCUCAAGCCCUCGGCAGCACAGGCGAGCAAAUUUGGACACUAUGUGAAUGAUUCAGUUAUACAACCAACCAGACAGAAGGCACAAGAGGGUCACUUGUGGACUGACAUGUCUUCAUCUGCCAGUCAAUUUGCUACUAAGGUCAAAGUAUCGGGAGAGAAAGGUUGGACCGGUUUUUCAAACUGGAUUCAAAGUAGUUUCAAGACAGAGGAAGGGAGAGAGAAUCAACAAGAAGAGGACAAUCAUGAAGAAAGGGAAGAGGAAGAGGAGGAGGAGGAAGAAGAGGAGGAGGAGGAAGAAGAGGAGGAGGAGGAAGAAGAGGAGGAGAGAGUUCAAUCAACAAAGAAAAAUCUCUUAAUUGAUUUCGAUGAAGAGGAUACCCCUGUGAUUAAAAAUGAACCAACCCAAGACUUACUGAUUGAUUUCAACUCAGACGCUCCUCCCUCCGAUAGCACUACUUCUAAAAAGUCUAGCAAAGGGAAAAAGGAGACAGUAUCUUCUGGUGGUGGGGAUUGGGAUGGCUGGGGGGACAAUUGGGGCUGGGACUCCUCAUCCUCCAACAGAAAAUCUGAUUAGUCAAUGAUAGGUUCUAUUAUAAAUCUCAGCCUUGUGAAGCAUUGUUGAAAUAAUAAUAAUAAUUUGCGAUUGAUUUAUCAUUUUGUUAAUUUUUAUUGAAUUAUUGCAAUGAAUUUUUAAGAUCAACGAAA